This is a messenger RNA of Anopheles stephensi (Asian malaria mosquito), 4325 nucleotides long. Its product is annotated as probable G-protein coupled receptor 158. Gene Ontology annotation, cellular component: membrane. NCBI's taxonomy places the organism in Eukaryota, Metazoa, Arthropoda, Insecta, Diptera, Culicidae. Gene Ontology annotation, molecular function: G protein-coupled receptor activity. The transcript has 14 exons. The annotation marks the transcript as partial. Gene Ontology annotation, biological process: G protein-coupled receptor signaling pathway. The record is from RefSeq and is a predicted model, not a curated record.
CUCGGCACGCUAGGACGUGAUCGCGACCGGCAGUGUUCUUUUCCGUGACCCUUUCACCAGUAAAGUGCAAACUUAAGUAUAACAAGUACAAAGUGAAACCUUUUCAAAUAACAACCUAAAAAAGUCCCUCAAAACAAUAGACCUCCAACACCGAUCCAACGUACAUUAUUUCCCCCUUCCUCGUCUUGAAUGUGGUAAACGAGUGCUGUACGAAGUAAUAAAAUCAUCUAACAACGAAGCGCAACAUACCGCACGGCUCGUGCAAUGGUGGUUUGCUGAUGGUUAAUCAAACAAGUGACAUGCAAAAGCUGUUAACGUCGCCGUAACGCUGCUACCGCCAGCUGCCAGUGUUUAUCGACCCCUGUCGCUUCAUCCGGAUGCGUAAUCUAACACCCUUCAACGACACGUUCCCCAGAGGCAUCCCAGCUGCCGGCAAACGAUACCACCACAAACAAACGUGCUUAGCAGGCGACAGUCAACAGCUGUCAAACUUUGUUUACGUUUAUCGAUCACAGGUCCGUGUCGCUUAGUGUCACAUAGAAAAGAGUACAAAUCGUGGCAAUCAAAAGGUAAAAUCCGCAUUGAUUUAUUGAUUCCGACCGAACACCGAAUACUUUAAGCAACGCGUAAUGGAGAUCCGGUGCGGCAUCGAUUUUUAACGUCCAUCUUCGGUAGCCGGUAAGCAGCUCCGCAGAAGAUGCAGCCAGCGGUGGUGCCUUCGGGGUGAUAAAACAAUUUACAGAAUCAACAGCAAAUCACUCCCGGUGGGCUCGUUUGCAUAUACAUACAUUGAAGCGCGCUCCAUUGCUCCGCUCGCAAGUUCCCAGCAGCUAUGUGUCCGCGCAAUGGGUUGUGAACAUUAUGCUAAAGGUGCGGUACAAGCUGCUUGAAACAACACACCCCGUGUCUGGUUAAUUCUCCGCGCACAGCUUCAUUACGCGUGUCCGCGCUCUCGGGUCGGGUACUUUCGAUACUUACUUGUCCAGCCGGUACGGCCUGUCCGAUGCGAUCGAUGUCGAUGCGCAGGGCCGGUGGAUAGGAAGGAAAAGCAUCGCUGGUGAAGCUUUUAACCAUGUUACGUCAGUACCAUUUCGUGCUCGUGUCCCUGGCGUGCUUCGCGGCUAAUUGCUGCAGCUCCAGCUCGGAGUACUUAAUCAUUCGGCAUGGCCGGUCGCGGGUACGUCACUCGAGCGAGAAGGACCACAUCCGUUGGGGCCUCCAAGUGUUCGACAACUUUACGCUGCUCGACUACGAUGCCGGUGGGAGUGGGUCGGGCGGUGGUUCGGGCAGCGGUAGCGAGGAAACACAGCCCGCACCGGCCAAGGAACCUUCAUCGGUGAACGGUGGCGCUGGCAGUACGCUCACGAUACGAUUUGAUGAGUCGGAAGAGCUGGAGCGCAUGAUUGAGCUAAGCGAUUUCGAUAACUUGCGCUUCAGCGCUACGGGCGUCCGUACCGGUGGACCGAUCGAGCCGGAAUCGAUCGCACCGCUACCAACGGUCCCGACCGGCCGGGACCGGAAGCUUAUCAAGAAGGAGAUAAUGGAAAACAUUCGCCGCACGGUCGACAAGGGGCUGGAGUACCUGAAAUCGCACAACAACCUGGACGAGGUGAAAAUCGAACUCGUACCGUUCCGUGGCACGGCGGACAAGCGUCACCAAUCGACGACCACGCCGGACGGUGGGAAACAGUCGUCCGACACGACGAUUGACAGCCGUGCAAGCAAUCGCGCGGAAGAGCAAUCGUACUGGGCGACGAGCAGCCCGACGGCCACCGUGUCCGGUCGCGGCAAAGCGUCGUUACCAUGGAUAGAUGGAAUUGCUAAAAGCGUCCGCGUACAGCGCCCGAACGCUCAAGUGUCCGCAUCCAAUCAACGACUAAUCUCGUUAGACGCGAUUCCACGAACGGCAAACCCACCGCUAACAGGCACACCAACCGCACCGCACGACCGGCCUAGACAGAUCGACCGGCGAGUCGAGAGUAGUUUCAUGGGCGAGCUGAACGCGAACGGUUCACCGAACGGGUGGAGCCCGGGGUCAAGGGUUGUGCCGAAUGGAGAGGAUUAUUCUAAUGACAUGCCGGCGGCCGUUGACAUGGGUAACCACGGUCGGACGGAGGAGCCGGGAGCGGAAGAGAAGGAGCAGGAGCGUGCGCCGGAGGACGUGGACGAAGAAGCUGACACGAACGAACAUCCGCCCAACAUCGAUGCGCCGCAGGACGAUGAUCCGCUGCUGCAGGACGCCGAAAUGGAGGACCCGAUCGAGGAGGAGGAGGAACCGUUCGAGGUGGACGGGUCGGACGUGGACAUUAACAAUGUUUUCCACAUGGAGGAGAGCGAUCUGAGCGAGCUGGACGAAACGAGCCGCAACAAUCGGCGCAACCUGAUGAAGGGCCGGGACGUGGUGACGCAGUUUCUCCAGAUCGUCGAGAGCCAGCAUCUGCUCGGGGCGAACUGUACCGCCGGGACGGCGCUCAAUCUCGGCGAGGGCGUCGUCGACCGGUACGCGCAGGAUCGGUUUCGCGUCGAGGCGGAAAUUGCCGUCAACCGGGCGAACAUGCUGACCAGAAUAUUCAAGUUCUCGUCCGCGGACGUACAGGCGUCCGAGCACCUGUUGCACGCGUCCGUCCUGUCGAUGGUCGAGUUUGAUGAUGAUAUUUUUGCCGGCGGAAACUGUUUCGACUGGAACCAGCAUCCGGCCAAGCGCGGUCUGUUCUGCCCGUUCGCGUACCGUCUGCCGCCCCCGGAUCAGGGCGCCUCGCUCGUCAAGGAUCUAGCGCUCGAGUAUCAUUACUUGGGCAACACAUCGGAAUGGUUUUUCCUCGCAAGGAAAAACGCCGAGAAGGUCAUCGCGCGCAACGAACAGUAUAUUAAAUCUUUUCACGUAUACACCAACAACACCGAGCGACAGGCGGACGAAAUUCUAUCGGUAAAGUACGAGGAUGGCCGGUGGUCGAAACCGUACUACGACUGCGGAGGUGGCAAUAUCUGGAUGCUUACGUACACCGUACCCUUCUUUGGGUACGAGAAUGGGACGUACUUUUUCAAAGGUACAUCUGGCAUCGAUAUCGAUUUAAGGCGCGUCGACAUUGAUCAGUGUCCGCAGAAGAACUCCCCAUCUGGGGCACCCCAGCCGCUGAACAUUUUCGCCGGCACGGACAAAUGCAAGCAGCGAACGACGGAGUGCACACCAAUUCCCGGGCUUGGCUUUCGCCGUGGGUCCUAUCGGUGCAUCUGCCGUAAGGGAUACUAUUUCCCCGAUACGACGAUCGAGCAGAAGUACUUCAACGGUAGCACGCUGGAAGAAGAGUAUGAAAAACUUAUGCUGAACGAGUACAGCACCUACAGCAUCGCGAACUCGUACGAAUGUUUACCGUGCGCCGAAGGGUGUGACUCCUGCGAGGAUGCAUCGCCUUGCGUGGCCGCCCUGAACUGGCCGAUGCGUACGUCCAUCCUGGUGCUGGCCUGUGCCGUCAUCGGGCUGCUACCACCGGCGGCCGUGUUUACCUUCAAGUAUCAGCAAGUGAAGGUUGUACGGGCGGCAAGUCCAGCACUGCUGCGAGUAAUUGCAUUGGGCGCAUUUUGCAUUUAUUGUACGUCGGUUGUCAUGUAUCCGCCACCAUCGCUCUACUCCUGCACCGCCCGCAUUUGGUUGCGGGAAAUUGGCUUUUCCCUAACGUACGGAGCAUUGAUGCUGAAAACCUGGCGGAUAUCGGUAAUUUUUCGCGUCCGUUCGGCGAAAGCGGUCAAAAUUACCGAUGCGUACCUGCUGAAGCGUUUGGGCGUGCUGUGCGGUUUCGUCGGAAUAGCGCUCCUCGUCCGGACGUUGGUCGCACCGCCGGUAGUGAUCGUUGGCCGAACCGCGGACAACCUGAAGGCGUUCCUGUGCAAAACGGACUGGUGGGAUCAUACCUUCACCUCGAUGGAGGUUCUGUUUCUGGCCUGGGGCGUACGGCUCUGCAUCAUGGUACGGAAGGCACCGUCCGAGUUUAACGAAAGCCGCUUCAUAUCGAUGGCGAUCUACAACGAAUUUCUACUGACCUGCUUCCUGAAUGUGUCAAUGUUGUUCCUGCAGUCACCGGCUAAUCCCGAUUUAUUGUACAUCAUAUUUUUCUGUCACACGCAGCUCACGGUCACGCUGCUGUUGGCUUUGAUUUUUGGCAGCAAGGUGUACCUGGUGUUCCGGGGCGGUGGCAAACAUCAGGACGAUCCGACCGGGCUCGGCAUCAAACCGUCCGGUGCCAAAUUUAUUAGCCGCUCGCACGGACGAACAUUCGCCAACGCUAGCAGCGUCACGACGUCUACCGCCCAGCUCGGGGCCAACAUGG